This is a messenger RNA of Camellia sinensis, 606 nucleotides long. Lineage: Eukaryota; Viridiplantae; Streptophyta; Magnoliopsida; Ericales; Theaceae. The record is from RefSeq and is a predicted model, not a curated record.
CCGUCUCCUGUUCUACCCGUCCGAUCAAAUGUGGGACCAUCUCAUCAUGUCACUAGCCAACCAAUGGAUGAUUCUGAUGAGACACAAGCCCCAUCCGAAACGCAGCCGAGUGGCGUAGGGACUUCGAAGCCCCUACGUGUACGUGGACCGACACUUGGCAAGGGCAUACAAAAAAUAAUUAGAGCCAACAAAGGGGAAAAAUGUUAUGUUCACAUCGAUCGUGGGUUGAAUGCAAUGACUGGCAAGUAUGCCACUCCAGCAACUAACGAGUUAGGAAUUCAAAUUAGAACCUUGUGCCCUUUGAAAGAUGUGAAGUCAUGGCUGGAUCUUGAUGAGACUACAAAAGCUGCCGUCAUCCAAGGAGUUCUUGACAAGUUUCAAAUUGGAGACGAUUUCCACAAUGACUUACAAGCACAGGAGAUUGUGAAUAAGAAGGCCUAUGGGUUGUACAAAGAUUGGAGGUACACCUUGAAGCAAGAGUUUGAAUUGUUAGAAGGACUUCCACGUGAUGAGAUCUAUGGUCAUCCGCCCGUAGGGGUGAGUUUAGAUAAUUGGAAGCAUUUGAUUGAUGUGGCAUGGCAAGAUGCAUCUCACCAGGUAAAAUAA